GUAUAAAGCUUGUAAUAACAGUAGAUUUUACAUUCAUUCAAUACAUUCUCAGUUUUCUCUGCAAUCAAUCAAGAAACUUCCGCUUUGUUAUGGUAUCAGAGCUCUCUUAGAGAGAGCUCUGCUGCGCGCUCCCAUGGCGGCGAUCGCGACGCCGUACCCGUUCUCUGUGCAAGAUGCACAAACCGCCUCACACGCUCUCUACAUCCAUCCCAACGAGAGCCCUUCUACCGUUCUGGUUUCUCCUCCACUUUCAGAUGGAAACUACCACAACUGGGCUCGUGCAAUGAAGAUGAGUCUGAUGACGAAGAACAAGCUGGGAUUCGUCGACGGCACGAUCGGAGAACCGCCGCAGGAUCAUCCCGUUCUUCCCUACUGGCAGCGUUGCAACAUGAUGGUGUUAAGCUGGCUCAUCAAAUCGAUGAACGUGGAGAUUGCCCAAUCGAUUCUAUGGCGUGACAAAGCUGCAGAUGUGUGGAAAGAACUCAGAGAACGAUUUUCACAAGCAGAUCUAUUUCGGAUUUCAGAAUUACAAGAAGAAAUCUUCAGCAUAAAACAAGGUGAUUCUUCUGUUUCCAAGUUUUACACAAGCAUGAAGACUCUUUGGGAUGAAUUAGACAUACUCAAUCCUCUACCCAUUUGUACCUGUAACCCUGUUUGUGCGUGUGGUGCGAUCACGAAAAUUGCUGAAGAAAGGAACAAGAAUCAAGUGGUGAGGUUCCUUCGAGGGUUGAAUGAUCAAUUUUCGGGUGUUCGUUCCCAAUUGAUGCUUCUAGAUAAUUUGCCUAAUGUGAAUAGGGUUUUUGCUAUGAUAGCUCAACAAGAGCGACAAUUUUCGUCUGAAAAUGUUUCUGGCUCGAAGGCUCUGUUAGCCUCAAGAGAACAUGGUGGUAACGAUUCCAGGGGGGUACAGGGUCAAGGCCAAUCUUGUGGUCAAUCUUCUGGUUAUGGAGGGAGCAAGUAUAACUCCAAGAAAUGUUCCUACUGUGGCAAGAUGGGUCACACAAUUGAGGAAUGCUACAAGAAGCAUGGAUUUCCUCCGGGUUUCAAGUUCAAGAAUCCAAAGUAUGCCAGCAAAUCAGCCAAUCUGGUUCAGACAGAUGGAGAUCAUCAAGAUGAUGAUGAUCAAGAGGGCAAGGAUGCUGGAAAUACUCGUUUUGGGUUCACUGCAGACCAGUAUCAGAAUUUGCUUGCUUUGCUACCAACACAAGAUCAGAAGGAGUCAAGAACAGCAAGUGUGAAUUCAUGCACACAAGUAAUUCCAACUCAUAAUGGAUUCCAUUGCUUACAAGAGGAUUGGCACAGCUAGAGCAGUCAAAGGCCUAUAUCUACUCAUGAAAGGAAAUCCCAGGUCUUCUACCAAAGCCAUUUGUAACUCUGUUUCAGUUCCGGAAUCUAUUGUUGAUAAUACAAACUUAGCUUGUAAUUUCAUACCUAGUAUGCAUAACCUUUGGCAUUUUAGGCUAGGCCAUCCAUCUUUUGUAAAAGGGCAGUCCAUUAGAGACCUAUUUCCUUACAUUGAGUGUAAUAAAGAGCAAGUUUGUGACAUUUGUCCUCUUGCAAAGCAAAGAAAAUUGAGUUUUCCUUUGAGUAAUUCUUGUUCUUCAGCUAUUUUUCAAUUGGUUCAUGCUGAUAUUUGGGGUCCUGUGUCUACUGUUUCACUUAAUGGUUUUUCUUACUUUCUCACAAUAGUUGAUGAUUUUACUAGACAUACUUGGGUUUAUCUGCUUAAAUCCAAAGCAGAGGUGAGACCCCUUAUUCAAGAUUUUUGUGUUCUAGUAGAAAAUCAGUUUGCCACUACCAUUAAAACCAUAAGAAGUGACAAUGGUAAAGAA
Molecule: messenger RNA, 1832 nt
Organism: Lotus japonicus
Lineage: Eukaryota; Viridiplantae; Streptophyta; Magnoliopsida; Fabales; Fabaceae
Exons: 2
Coding region: 134-1306 (390 amino acids)
Molecular function (GO): zinc ion binding; nucleic acid binding
Source: RefSeq, a predicted model, not a curated record